AUGAAACUGAAACUUGCUUCAUCCCGGAAUUUUCGACAUAAUGAUAUGAUUGGUGGAGUUGGAUGGCUAGGUCCAGAAUUGAUUCUAUCAGUCGCAGAUGAUCAUAAUUUUAUGAUUACAAACACAGCAACAAAUGAAACUCAGCCUUUGAUGAAAAUGAAUGAGUAAGUUUUUUUGAAUUGCAGGCCAUAUGAAAAAUAUAUAUUGUUCAGCAACUUCUAUCCAACUAGUUUGCACAUGUUUCCAAGAUCUCAAUCAAAAGGCACACAAAAUGAUAUUUUUGCGGUUUCAACUUCUGAUGGUAAAGUGAAUAUUUUAUCGAGAAAUGGAAAAGCUGAAAAAGCUGUGGAUGCUCAUAAUGGAGCUGCUCUUUGUGCAAGAUGGAAUUCUGAUGGAACAGGGCUUUUGACUUGUGAGUUUAUUUUUCUUUUUGCUGAAAUUGAGUCAUAGUGGUUGAAAAAAUUUUCUCAGGCGGGGAAGAUGGUUUUGUGAAAAUGUGGUCGAGAAAUGGCAUGUUGAGAUCAGUAUUAGCACAAUUUGCAACAGCGGUUUACUGGUAAGAAUAAAAUGUUCAUAUUUUUUAAACGUAUCCGAUUAUUUUUCAGCGUUGCGUGGGAUUCAACUUCCUCAAAUGUUCUUUACUGUAAUUCUGAUCAAUGUUACAUCAAAUCUUUGAAAAUGCAAGUGGCACCUUUGAAAUGGAAAGCUCACGAUGGAAUUAUUUUGUGUUGUGAUUGGAAUCCAACCUCUGCUUUGAUUGUAACAGGAGGAGAAGAUUGUAAAUUCAAAGUUUGGGAUGGUUUUGGUCAAAUUCUGUUUAACUCAUCGACCCAUGAUUAUCCAAUAACUUCUGUUGCCUGGUCAGGAGAUGGAACUUUAUUUUCGGUUGGCUCUCAUAAUAUUCUCAGAUUAUGUGAUAAAUCAGGAGUGAGUUUCACGUCUUUUCAAACUUUUUCUUAUUGUGAAAUCUAUUUUUCAGUGGUCUCAUUCUCUCGAAAAAAUGACGAGUGGGUCUGUUGUUUCAAUGAGUUGGUCACCGGAUGGAACUCAACUUGCUGUUGGAACUGCAGCUGGUCAGAUUUUUUCAUGCUCAUAUUAUUGAGAAGUGAGUUGAACAAUUAAUUUUGAAACAUUAAAACAUUACUUUCAGGAGGCUCACAUAUCAGAACUUUGAAGUUGUUCAAACUCACAAGACUACAAUUGAAGUACGUGAUGUUUCCAGUGAAAUAGCCAAAGAAAAACUGGAAACCAAAGAAAGAAUUUCAAGAAUAUCGAUUCUUUAUCAGAAUCUGAUUGUGGUCACUUCCUCAUUCAUUUAUAUUUAUAGUUUCAAAAACUGGAAUACACCAAUUAUUAUGGAUUAUAAAGAGAGAACUGUCAAUAUUAUUACGCAAUGUGAAAAGUAAUUCAGAACAUAAUGAUAAUAAUACAUAAUUUAAUGUGUUAUUUUUUUAGAAUCUUCCUGGUUUCUGAUGGCUUAACGAUUGUUGUCUUCAAUUAUGAAGGGCGAAAGCUAACAGAUAUCAAUCCACCUGGCCAAGUUUUAUCACUUUUGGAUGAUAGAAAAGUCGAUUUAGCGAAUGAUACUUUGGUUGUUAGAGAUCGAGCUGAUCAUAAAAUAAUGCAUUUCUUCGAUCCAAAUACAGGAAAAACACAAGGGGAUGGAAAUUUGAAACAUGAAUAUGAAAUUCAAGAAUUGACUAUAAAUCAAUGUGGAAGUGUAAAUGAUAGAAUUGUUGCUUUCCGUGAUCAGAUUGGUGCAAUUUAUAUUGCCUUGAUAAAAACAUUUGGUGUGAGUCAACGAGUUGCCAAAAUUGGAUCACUUGUGGAACAACUUGUUUUCAAUGAUGUAACAAAUAUGCUCGGAGGUAUAUCGGAAGGAAAAAUUGGUGGGUUCUAUAAAUCAUUGAAAAACUAUUUUUUUGUUAUUUCAGUUGUUUGGCCUCUUCCCAAUAUCGCUUUUCUUGAUCGAAACCUUUUGCAAAAAUCAAUGAUCUACAAACCCGUUGGUAAUAUGGGAAAAUUUCCACAACUAGCAAGUUUUGCUGGAAACACAGUAGUCUUAAGAAAAUCUGAUGGAUGUCUGGUUCCAGUAGGUAUUUCGCCGUUUUUUUCUACAAUAAAUCAAUUGGCAUCAAAUUCAAAAUGGGAUCAAGCCAUCAGAAUGUGUCGAAGUAUGAAUAAUGAUGCGCUAUGGGCAACAUUAGCUGGCGCAUCAAUUUAUUAUAAAAAUAUGUUUGCGACUGAAAUUGCGUAUGCAGCACUCCAAGAAGAUGAAAAAGUUUCACUUAUCAAUGAAAUCAAGGAAAAAUCAGAUAAAGAUGUGAGACAGGCAAUGCAAAUUAUAUUAACUGGAAGAGUUGGAGAUGCAGAAGUUCAUUUGGAAAGAAAUGGACAUCCUUUCCGAGCAAUGAUGAUUGAUAUACAAAUGUUCAGAUGGAAACGGUAAGAGUUAUCUUGGUAAAAAUUUGUUAUUAAGAAACCUUGUUGUAGGGCUCUAGAAAUUGCAUUGAAGAAUAAACAAUAUUUGGAAGUUGUGAUGGGAUAUAGACAAAGAUACUUGAAACAACUUGGAAGAACUGAAAAUGACCCAACAUUUUUGAAACAUUUAUCAGAAGUUGAAAUCGAUUGGAUUCAUAUUCGAGAAAUUAUCAGUGCUGAACGAGCUAAAGGGGAGUAUUGA
Molecule: messenger RNA, 2683 nt
Organism: Caenorhabditis angaria
Lineage: Eukaryota; Metazoa; Nematoda; Chromadorea; Rhabditida; Rhabditidae
Source: the annotation of a GenBank genome assembly